Messenger RNA from Lactuca saligna, 1506 nucleotides. The record is from the annotation of a GenBank genome assembly. NCBI's taxonomy places the organism in Eukaryota, Viridiplantae, Streptophyta, Magnoliopsida, Asterales, Asteraceae.
CAUUCAAUGUAUGCCUCCAAUAUUCGCUCUUCCUAUAUAUAUAAACAUUCUUUACAAAUAUCUAGCUAGGGUUUGAGGGACGACUGACGAGAGAUUUAGGAAGAGAGACCACUAUCUAUCUUGGUCUCCCACUCUCUCAUAAUGGCAGGAUUGGUGUUAUCAGGGUGCGGCAUUAAACCCUUUUCCCAAUCUCUUGCCAUACCCACAAGAGGGUUUAUCCAUAAAAACGACAAGAACCCUGUCACCCUUUUACCCUCUAAGGAUCCAAUUGCAAUCUUUUCAUCAAGAUCGACGACCCCAGAUCGGUUUUCCAAAUGGGAGGUUAAAGUGAGUGCUCCAUUUAAAAUACCAUCGAUAGAUGGGGAAAAUUCAGAGCGCGAAAGAGGAGAGAGAAUCAAUUCUGAUGAAGAGAUUGUGAAAGAAGAAGAGAAAUUUGACGCAGGGGCACCACCGCCUUUCAAAUUGGCUGAUAUUAGGGCUGCUAUUCCGAAACAUUGUUGGGUGAAGGAUCCAUGGAGGUCUAUGAGUUAUGUGAUAAGGGAUGUCGCUUGUGUUCUUGGUUUAGCAGCAGCUGCAGCUUAUCUCAACAAUUGGCUUGUUUGGCCGCUUUAUUGGGCUGCUCAAGGGACCAUGUUUUGGGCUCUUUUUGUUCUUGGCCAUGAUUGUGGCCAUGGUAGCUUCUCAAACAAUUCUAAGCUGAAUAGUGUUGUUGGGCAUAUUCUACAUUCUUCAAUUCUCGUGCCUUAUCAUGGAUGGAGAAUCAGCCAUAGAACACAUCAUCAAAACCAUGGACACGUUGAAAAUGACGAAUCAUGGCACCCGUUAUCUGAAAAAACCUUCAAGAGUUUGGAUUGGAUGACACGUACACUUCGUUUCACCCUCCCUUUUCCAAUGCUAGCUUAUCCCUUUUACCUUUGGAAUAGAUCUCCGGGAAAGAGUGGGUCCCACUUUGAUCCAAGUAGUGAUUUGUUUGUUCCCGUUGAGAAAAAAGACGUGAUGACUUCAACAAUUUGUUGGACUGCAAUGUUUGCUCUGCUUCUUGGUUUAAACUUUGUUGUUGGCCCAAUGCAAAUGCUAAAACUAUAUGGCAUUCCAUAUUGGAUAAAUGUUAUAUGGUUGGAUCUUGUUACUUACUUACAUCACCAUGGUCAUGAAGAUAAACUUCCUUGGUAUCGCGGAAAGGAAUGGAGUUAUUUAAGGGGAGGAUUAACCACAAUUGAUCGUGAUUAUGGUUGGAUUAAUAAUAUUCAUCAUGACAUUGGAACUCAUGUCGUUCACCAUCUUUUUCCUCAGAUCCCACAUUAUCACCUAAUUGAGGCAACGGAGGCUGCAAAGCCAGUGCUUGGGAAAUACUACAGGGAACCGAAAAAGUCAAGGGGUUUACCUUUCCACCUACUUGGUGAAUUAAUCUCAAGCUUGAAGAAAGACCAUUAUGUUAGUGAUACUGGAGAUGUCUUGUACUAUCAAACUGACCCUAAGCUUACCACUUCUCAAAAUAGAGAUUGA